AUGGGUAGUAAUUGCACAAAUUGUUAAAUCUGUUCGAAGAAAGACGAAAUUUUAAUUUCUGAGUUUCAUUAAUAGACAAUAAGUCACUAAUCCCAUGAUUAAGACUAAAUCAAUGUAGUAGAAAACGAAUAGGAGUCUUAUAAGGACUUAAGUAAUUAACCAAUAGCAGCGAUUUUUGAUAACAUUAAUCCGAUUCAAGCUGAACAAUUACCAGAUGAUAAAUAAUCUAACAUCAUUUUAACCUCAUGUACCUUAUGUCAAGUUUAUAUUGUUAGAAUCUAAUAGUGAUUUACAGAACAGAAAGAAUGAAAUGGCUUAAAGAAAUUUAGAAGACAUGGUGGAAACUUUUGGAAAUAAGUGUCUUUCGAAAGAUAGAGAAAGGAGAAAAAGAUAUUAUUUCAAAAGUGGAGCGUACUAUGAAGGAGAAUGGGUUGGACAGUGUAGGGAUGGGUUUGGAGCUCAAGUUUGGGUAGAUGGAGCAAAAUAUGAAGGAUAUUGGAAAAACAACAGGGCAAAUGGAAAAGGUAAAUUUUGGCAUGUCAGUGGAGAUAUUUAUGAUGGAGAAUGGAAAGAUGAUAGGGUUUGUGGUUAAGGAAAAUACAUUCACGCUAAUGGAGCUAAAUAUGAGGGACAUUGGCUUGAUGAUUAUCCGCAUGGAUAUGGCGUUGAGAUUUGGAUAGAUCAUUCUAGAUACGAAGGAUAUUAUUAGUGUGGUAAGAAAGAUGGCUUUGGUAAAUACUAUUGGAGUGAUGGAUCUUAUUAUAUGGGAAAUUGGGAAAAAAAUUAAUUAGAAGGAUAUGGAAUUUAUAAUUGGUCAGACGGCAGAGUAAAUUAUCAGUUGAAUUUAGAAAUAUAUGGGAAUGUGGAGUAACAAUUAAAUGAAUGGCAGAGGAAUAUACUUAUGGCCUGAUGGACGUUAAUAUGAAGGAGAGUAUUUUUAAGACAAAAAAGAAGGGUAUGGCAUUUAUUAGUGGCCUGAUGGUAGAAGUAUACUUAAUGAUAAUAUUUUAGAAUAUGAAGGUUACUGGAAGAAUGGAAAGUAAUCUGGCAAGGGUAGAUAUAUAUUACCUACUGGUAAGAAGUAAUUAGGGCUAUGGGAAGUUGGUCGUAGAAUUUAAUGGAUAGAUGACACUGAGAAUAUCAAACCUGAAGGAUGGGAUGAAUAUAUACAACCAACAUUACAAUAAGACAAUAUUACUAAUAAAUGA
Molecule: messenger RNA, 1208 nt
Organism: Paramecium octaurelia
Lineage: Eukaryota; Ciliophora; Oligohymenophorea; Peniculida; Parameciidae
Source: the annotation of a GenBank genome assembly